GGGAUUAUUUUUUGCCCUUUUCCUAUCACCCCCCUCGCAAUCCCCUACCUCAUCAAUGUAGGGACAGUACACUGAAAUCCAACCCUAGCCCAGAAAACUCUCUCCUCAUAGUCACUUCCCAAAUCUUUCAACUUACUCUUUUCAAGCUUUUUUUCCUAUUUUUGUUUUUUGUCAUUUUCAAGAUUAUUUUUUUUUUGUUUCUUUUUUCUUUGUUUUGAGUUGAGUGAAAAAUGGAGGUGAACAGUUUCAGCUAUGAUGUAGAAGCUUUUGGGAAAAUAGUUAUGAACUCUGUUCUUGAAGCUGCUGUUGCUGAGAGCCUUUUGGUUGCUCAGAGAUCUGUUACUUGUCUACUCAUGGUGACGGGCUGUUUGCUGAAGGAUGGUGCUCCAUUGUUGGAGUUUAUAACCCCCGAUAGAAGGUUUCCCUUUGCGGCGCUUAAUCAAAAGAAUGAAACUUGUCCUGAGAACAAAGAUGGCAGUGAUACAGAGAAUGAUGAUGAAGACGAAGAUGGAGAUGCUGAGGACCAGGAUGAUGAUGAUGAUGAUGAUGCAAACGAUGAAGAUUUCUCCGGUGAAGAAGGGGGAGAUGACGACGACGAUGAUGAAGGUCCCGAGGAGGAUCCUGCGACUAAUGGCAAUGAAGGGAGCGAUGACGACGACGAUGAUGAGGAUGGUGAUGAUGACGAAGGAGAUGACGAUGAGGAAGAGGAAGAGGGAGAAGAUGAGGAUGAAGAGGAGGAUCAACCACCUGCUAAGAAGAGAAAGUGAAGUGUUUUUCAUAGAUGUUUAUAUUCUGCUUCUCUAUCAUGGUUGAGGAGAGUAUGUAGUGGAAAGAGGGAGGUUUAGCUUUUGUCUCUGACAAUGUACGAAAUUAACCAUCCUUGUUCAGAACAAAUGUACUACUUUUAUCAUGUGGAUUGUUACUUAUGCUACAUGUUCCAUUUAAUUGUUCUA
Capsicum annuum is the source of this 953-nucleotide messenger RNA. Its product is annotated as prostatic spermine-binding protein. The record is from RefSeq and is a predicted model, not a curated record. Bases 231 to 767 code for a protein of 178 amino acids. Lineage: Eukaryota; Viridiplantae; Streptophyta; Magnoliopsida; Solanales; Solanaceae. The transcript has 3 exons.